Messenger RNA from Cyclospora cayetanensis, 651 nucleotides. RefSeq lists its product as uncharacterized. The coding region runs from base 25 to 651 and encodes 208 amino acids. The record is from RefSeq and is a predicted model, not a curated record. NCBI's taxonomy places the organism in Eukaryota, Apicomplexa, Conoidasida, Eucoccidiorida, Eimeriidae. The transcript has 4 exons.
UUGUCUCCCUUGAAAAGCAUAUCCAUGGAUUACGGAAUGAGCUGCGGAUGGGAUUCAAACUCGAAGGCGUUUGUGCAGGCUAAGGCACAGCGAUACAUCGCUUUUCACCCGUUGGCGAGUCGAAAGCGCGAUAAAGAGCAGCAAGGGCAGGGCAGUGAAGACAGUGAGGAUCAGCAUAAAAGCAUUCCUAGCGAAGAGCUCGGCUUGCAGCCGGAUGGAACCAUCGUAUUGCCGGGAAGAGAUUGGAUGUGCAUCGAUGCAGAGCACUAUUUCAACAUAACCUCGCUGAUGAAUGACUCGCGGUCUAUCCUGGAUGUUCAUUUCGAGGGAUUCCCCUAUCUGGUGCUCUUGAAGAAACAGGGGCAAGAGCUGCUGCACAUGGAAGAAUGCCUUGUCAACUGCGGCCCCCUCUUCCGUCUAGGGCAUCUGCAGCCGCUAUGCGAGGCGGCACUCUACGACGAGGCAGACGAAAAGCCAAGCUUCGGCACAAAGGCAAGCAAACUGUGGAUGCAAGCAAGGGGUGUUUUCGCGGGCAGAGAAGCACUCAAGGCCCUUCAAGAGGCUUUGUUGAGAGGGAGAUAUGAGCCAAUGCGCUUACGAGGAAAUGCCGGUGCUCAAGCUUUGCGCGAUGGACUGGGAGGAGAGGCCUGA